Messenger RNA from Dalotia coriaria, 2186 nucleotides. RefSeq lists its product as uncharacterized. The coding region runs from base 607 to 2088 and encodes 493 amino acids. The record is from RefSeq and is a predicted model, not a curated record. The transcript is spliced from 2 exons. Lineage: Eukaryota; Metazoa; Arthropoda; Insecta; Coleoptera; Staphylinidae.
GAGGUAGUAAAUCAAACCAAACCAAGAUAAACCUGCUGCCAUCAACGCCGCACUGAAAUUCAUUUCUUGCCUUAUGAGUUCAUGCUUAUUUUAAAGAAAAAUUACGUACACAAAAUUCUAGUGCAAACAGUAUCCAUGGUAGUAAAAAAUCUUUGAUACAAAGAUGGAAAAACUAAAAAUCUAUUUCUUCCUGACAACAAUACUCGUGGUUGCAGCCAGAAACAUCCCAAUGAAUGAAGAGACCGCAAAAGCGCAACUGAUCAACGUUAUCGACGAUCAUUGCAAGCUAAUCCACAUUGACAAGAAGUCCAUCAAUCAGUUGAUAAACUACUUCCAUAUGAAAGAGGACAUCGAUAACAUAACAGCAUGUGACUUAGCCUGUGAUGCCUACGGGACUAGUAAGAAUGAGUUGGCGGAAGUUAUUUUGAAAUCAGACGGUGAUUUGUUUUACGCCAUCAAGCGCAUCAACAGUUUGUUUAACACCGAACUUCUGCAAUUGCAAAACGACAUAAUCACAAUAAACAUAUACGGAUUCAACAGCAUUAGUCAGAAGACGGCGAAUUACAGUGUAGAACAAUUCGGGGAAAAAAUAAAGUAGCGGCAUACAUGCUGAAAAACUUGCUAGAUGUGCAGAACAGAACCAAUUACCCAGUGCUCAAGGAACACAUUUCAAGGAUUCAGAUACCAGCGGAAGAGAUACUCCUGACAUUACUACCGACCAUUGACAGUUAUCAUAAGUUUAUGAGAGAUAAUGAAAUGCGAGACGAGAUUGAUUAUGAAGAACAUGAAUAUCACUAUGAUGAUGAGUUUACUCUUUUCGAUGAACAAUUGACUAAUAAUAAAAGCGAGUCUCCAGUCCCCGACACCACAUCAGAAAAAGCUACCGAUACAACUGCAGGUAAAAUCGAAAGCAAAAUUGAGCUAGAAACUACAUUACCUAAAGAAACUACGACUGAAAAAGUUGUUACUAUAGUAACAACUGAAAAAGUGCUUGUAGAAACUAAGAAUGACUCAGAUGAAGACCAGCCAAGAUUGAUUGAUCAAUUUAUAAACAGCGAUUUGCCAAUAGAGAAACUCAAAGAAGAACUAGAAAAAACCAACCAGGAAGAAAAUCGAGGCCGCAUUGAUGCAAAUAAAGGUAGGGCUAGAGAAAUACCAAAUGAUAACCUUGAACUAAAAGGCCUUUAUGAUGCCGACGAUCUUGACUAUGCAGGUAUUCGCAAUGUUGGACGCGCCCGACUUGAACAAGACGCAGCGAGGAAUGCUUAUGCUAAUAAAGACGAUGAUUACGAUUAUAAAAACUAUCAUAUUAAUACUCGCGACAUGGACUAUUCUGAAUCCGAGGAAUCCAAAGAAGACGGAGAUGGUCGCAACGCCAAACCUACUGAAACAAAACCUGAGCCAAAACCGUCGGAAAACAAAAACGAAAGCAGCAAACCAAAACCAAAUAAUAAUCCCCAAACACCCACAACCCACAAGCCCAAGGAAAGUGAAGAAUCUGAUGAAACCGUUCAAGGACGUGAUUUUGCCGUAUCCGAUGAAUCGGAUGAAACGCCCGGGUCCCGGGACUUCUUCGUUCCUUACGAAUCCGAAGAAGAUGAUUUUGACAGCAUCGACCAGAAAAGCGGAAAUAGCAAACCCGGCGGAUUCUUCUCACUCAUGACCAAUCCCAUUAAAAAAGGAUUGGCAGGAGUGCUUAAGUUUGGACGUAAAGCAGCCGGGAGUAUGUUUGACGGAGUUAACAAGUUGGCCGUGUCGGUAAUCACAAAGCCAGAUAAUUGGUUCGAACGCGUGAUGAAUUAUCCGAAAAAUUUUGCUGUACUUCGAAUGAUUGAUAGCAUCCACCUAGGAAAGAAAUGGAUGCACAAUGUGCUCAAUCCGAUGAUUGAUGCUCUAGAGGGCAAGGAAGAUGAUUCACGAGGAAUGAAUCCUUUCACAGCGUUUACAAAUCCCAUUAAAAACUCUAUUAGGUCAUUUGUUCGAGGCAUUGGAAACAACAUAAUAAAUUCGGUCGGAAAGAUUCCAUUCGUAGGCAAUAUAGUUGCUCAGGGAGUGAACACGACUGUGCUAUUUUUGAAGGAUUCUUAAAUAGAAUGAUGCCUUAGUUAAGUACAGAAGUACUCGCUUAAAAAUAUUGAUAUUUCUGUUUAAAAAUAACCAAAAUAAAUUUAAUCUCAAAUUGAAAA